CGAGGAGGAGAAGGAGGUGGGUGAAGACGGCGCGUUCUCAUUCGAGACGGACGUUUGCACUUCUCACCUCAAAGGCAAUCUCGACCUAUACCCGUAGCGCUUGCAUAUAGCAACACACACCCUUCGCUUUGGUCUUCAGAGUCUCCGGUCGUGAGUCUAGGCGGAGUCUGUCCUCCAAGUGUGGAGAGAUCAGCGCAAAAGGUCACGCGUAGAAGAGGCCAAAGGUCAGAAGCCACCAGGCAGGCAGGCAGUCCAUAUGGCCACUGGAACCGUUGUCAAGGUUGCCGGCGUUUCGUCUCUGGUGACGGAAGAUGUUCUCAAACCCCUAUUCGAGUUUCUCGGGCAGGUGAAUGAAGUCAAACUCUAUCCAAGUCCAAGCAACGAUGGCCUGCAAGAGUGCCAGGUGGCAUUUGAGGACCCAACCGCCGCCCAAUCCGCCCUGCAUCUGACAGGGACAGAUCUAGGCGACCGUACACUAUUCGUCACAAUCACAGGCAAAGCAACGCCCAGCUUGGGAGCCACGAUCACUGCAUCCCCCGCAAUACGAACACCCACCGUCGCCGAAGCCCUGCUGGCCCGUAACCCCAACAUCAAUGCAUCCAUCCUCCAGUUCGAUCCCGUAAAAGCGGAGGAGAUCGCCAGGACGGUGUACAUUGGCAAUCUGAGCAUAACAACCACCGAAGAAGAGCUGAGAGCACUCUUUGCGCCAUGCGGGGAGAUCGCACACGUGAAGAUGGCUGGGGAUUCUUCCGGACAACUCACCAGAUUUGCAUUUAUGGAAUUCGCAACCCAGGAAGCGGCUGCGAAAGCACUCCCGCUCAACGGCGCGGGGCUGGGCGACAGGCUCAUCAAAGUCAAUUAUUCGAAAAACGCAAUUAAUAAAGCGCCGAAGAAACCGGAUGUGAUGCUGGAUCCUGCUAUGCGACGCGUGGCAGAGGCUCAGGCGGCGAUUGCGAAGAAGUAUGGGAAUGAGGAUGAAGGGGCCAGUGCGACUACGCCGGUGCCGUCAGAGGUGGCGCCGGUUUCGAGGAGACGUCGGUCGAGAUCUAGGAGUGUGGAUACGAGAUGGCGACGGGACAGAGACCUUUCGAGAGAUCGACGAAGACGACGUCGUUCACGUUCCCGAUCCCGAUCCUACGACCGUCGCCGCCACUCCCGCUCACGCUCCAGAUCGCGAGACCGCGGAUCCUACCGCCGACGUCGGUCCCGAUCAAGAUCGCGAGAACGAUACAGACGCGACGACGAGAGACGGUAUCGCAACCGCAGCAGGGAGAGAGACCGUGAGAGGGAUCGAGACAGGGACAGAGACCGGGACAUCGAUAGGGACAGGUCAAGGGAUGUCGAUAAAGUCCGUGAGAAGGAUGACCGAACGAAAGUGAAAUCGAGACGAGAGGACCGGGCUAGGUCACGGACAGCAACACCUGAGCAUCACAGUCAUGACGAGGGCGAGCAAUCCGAUCAACGCAGCGACGCCCGUGAACUGCUGACCAACCGACGCAAACGGGAUGCGGUAGAUACGGCUCGGCAACUCACGCGUAAUGAAGGCCCGAACGACGCGCGGGAUGAGAAGCACACAUCAAUCAAAGCAGAGGGUUCCAAAGGGGAUGAGAAACAUGGUACUACCCACUCUGGAGAAGAGGAAGACGAGGAGGAAGAUUACGCGCAUAAGCGGAAACGCGUCCGGUCCUCGGACUUGAUCGUGUCGACGGAACCGUAGGAGGGGGGGGUGUAAGAUGGAGAGGGUAUAGCCCGGAUCGGUUUGUUGGGGAGGGGAUGAAUGUAGAUAUAUCAGAGCCAGAAAUGCGUUCGUUUGAAUAUGUAAUCGUGUAGCUAUGUAGAUUUCUGUUCGUGGUAUGUGGCAUUGUGAUGAAUUGGGAAGGCAUCGAGUGUGUGAGACUUUACGCCGUGUCCCAUUCUCCAUAACGUAAGCCUAAAACGCGAACGACAGUUGACCGCCGUUCCGUUGUGUCGGGACCAUGUCUACUAGACAUCUACUCCUAGACAUCAGACUAUGAGCAGAGACAGCCGG
Fimicolochytrium jonesii is the source of this 2029-nucleotide messenger RNA. RefSeq lists its product as uncharacterized. NCBI's taxonomy places the organism in Eukaryota, Fungi, Chytridiomycota, Chytridiomycetes, Spizellomycetales, Powellomycetaceae. Gene Ontology annotation, cellular component: nucleoplasm. The coding region runs from base 257 to 1717 and encodes 486 amino acids. Gene Ontology annotation, molecular function: RNA binding. The record is from RefSeq and is a predicted model, not a curated record. The transcript is spliced from 4 exons.